GUUCCGCCCCACGGACGCCGCUGCCGCUGCUCUUGCUCCAGUAGCCCUCCACCCUCGCAGGAGACAAGGCUUCGCCACUGUUGUCGUUUUUGGAAGCGUGCUCUCGGCAGUCAUGCCGCCCGUAGCUGUUUCGCCGCUCCUUCUGCUCGCAAUCGCAGUUGGAUUCGGCUCUGCGCUGCGUGAUGUGCACGUCGUGGUGCCUGCCGACGUGCGGCACGGCGACGAGGCUGUUCUGCAGUGCCUGUUCGACCUGGAAGGCGACUCGCUUUACUCGGUCAAGUGGUACAAGGGCGAGCACGAGUUCUACAGGUUCACCCCAAAAGAAACUCCUUCGAUGAAAAUUUUUCCUCUGCAAGGCAUCAAAGUGGACCAACGCCGAUCGAACUGGUCGCAAGUGGUUCUGAAGCGGGUGCUGCCCACCCUGUCGGACCAGUACAGCUGCGAGGUGUCCGCGGACGCGCCCUCCUUCCACACGGACUUCGUCACCGGCAAGAUGAACGUCGUCGAUCUGCCGGUGAAGCAGCCGCAAAUCACCAACAUCAAGUCGAGAUAUCGUCCAGACGAAACUUUGCACGGAAAUUGCUCAUCACACAACUCGAGGCCGGCGGCUAAUCUCACUUGGAUCAUCAACGGACACUUGGCCAAAAACAGCCAGCUGAUCAGGUACCCGAGGAUCAAAGAGCAGCACGAAAAAGAGACGUCGACUCUGGGGCUGCGAUUUUUAGUCGAGCCGCGCCACUUUACGUCGGGACGGCUCAAAAUCCGGUGCUCGGCCAGCAUAGGCAACCUCUAUUGGCAGAGCACGGAGAAAAGCAUCGAGGAGGAAAAGCCGAGGCCGCCGCAGCCGGCCACCCCGAGCCCAACCUACGGCAAUGACGUCCUCGACAAGGACUUCAGGGACACGAACCGCCGGUGGCCAGAAAUGAAUAAGCUGCCAGAGGAGCACCAGCGCAGCGUGGACGAGACGAUGGCGUCUGGCGGUGCGGCGGCGUGGGCGGCGACGGCUCCGUGGAGUCUACUGGCGUUGCUGCUGGCGAGCAGAUGAAUUGCUUGCCAGCAGCUCGACGACCGCUAAAUCAUCCGCAGAUGUGUUGUUGCGCCGAUUCCCAACUAAUAAAACAGUACGAUUCGCGCGCGCGCCAGGUAUGCAGCCCUCAGGAUCCGUGGGUUGGCAGCGCAGCGCACUUUUCUUUCGCCGCCGGGAGAGAACGAACGCAUUAUCAUUUGGACGCCCCAUUCGUGUUUUCCACGCGCAGAAACUUUGCAACCAACUUGGUGCGAGCGAGAGAACGCAUUUCGCGAAUUGCCGUUUUCGCCGUCGUUUUUGCCCUUUUGCUAUGCUUGGAAAUCGUGACGUCAACGCACUGAUGGCGACAUCAUUAUUCGCCAACAGUUAAAUUAGUGCCAUUUUUCUAGCCCUCAUUUCACUCGUAGUGCUUUACGAGAAAUAUUGCAUUUUCUUUUCAUUCUUUUGUGACUGAGGUUCCUUUUUGUCCGUUCUGCAUUUUUAUUCCCUUUAAAAUCCUUCAAACUAAUUGAAUGGAAGUUAAUUAAUAUUAAUUAAGCACAAGAUUUUAGUUCUCGAAGCAGAGAAUUGGUUUUGCACUCUGUAUUUUUUUAUAAUUAAAUACUGCGAAUGUGUUAUCGCAAUGCCACACAGUAUUUUUUUAAGGGGUUAACGAGGGAGGGUGUUUAAAUUCAUAUUUAAGGUGAUUUCAAACAUCCAGGGCCAGCAACGGAGAAAUUAAUUAAUUCCGUUGAGAUGAGGGGCGAAAGAGGGAUGAAAAAGGGCGGGGUUACCACCCUGAAACCUCUUUGGCUCGUCAGGUGGUAUCAAGACGAGUUAAAUGGUAUCCAGUUUUUGCAUUUCUGUCCUGCAGAAAAAUCCGGGAAAGUGCUCAAAAUGUUGAAUAUUCUUUGGCCCAACACCACCAAAAUUAUAAAGACGGUGAUAUGAAAGGGAAAGGGUUAGGUCUAUUUAUUAAAAAUAUUGAUGACGCGGCCCAAAAUUCCUUCUUAAAGUUUUUUGUGCGUAUACAUAAAAAAAUUGGUUGUGUAUUUAUAAAGAGUCGUAGCAGAUUUCCAAACGAUCUUGAAGGGCAAAAACUCCAAGCUUUCAUGUAUAAUUUUUAGUUGUGCAUUUUUAAACUGUUGAAAAAGUGGAGCACGCACUGGCAGCAGCUAGCUAGAGCGGUCGCGGCUGCACUCUGCUCUCCCGGCAGGUAAUUAAUUAGCGGCAUCCAUUAAUUAAAUGCAAUACUCUAACGUUGAAAACCGCUGUCGUUGGCGAGCUGAAACUGAUUUGUGCGCCGCUGAGAACCGUUUUGUGCCAUUUUUCAUCUCGCAUAUUAUGAUAUGCAAAUAAUGCAAGAUUAAUCACUGAAAUGCAGCGCGUUGAUAAUUAUAUUGGAAAUAAAAAACAAUGCACUUUCCUGCGCACAUAUUUUUCAAUUAAAAAUUCUAUGCACGAAAAAAGAGACGGACACAUAAAUUAAAAAAAAAUGCUGGGAAAUGGCAGCGUUCCAUGCAUAUGAGAGAUAAAAUAUUUGCUGCAAAAUGGACAGCGGGCAUAAAUAAUUUUUGAAUAAAUAGUAAACGUAUAAAAUGUAAUCUCUUUUUCUGAUCAAUGCUCCGCGGAUUUGAUUAACUGCCAGUGAUGGUGGCGCAAACUUUGCUGUUCCUGCUGUGCGAUCGGUUAGUGCAAUUCUGCGGAGCUGGCUUUCCGACGAUCUACUCUAUAGUGCUGAUCAGGGAAUAAGAAAAACAAGCUUUUUGUGAUUUUUCAUUGAAAUAUGAAUCUCUUUGUCGUUGAGUUUCGAUCCCUGUUGUUGACAAAGUAUUAUGCAUAUUCUGAUAUUUCAGAGAAAAACGGAAAAAAACAAGGAAGAGGAAAAAGCUCUUGAAAGUGUGAUCUCGUGGCUUAAUCACAAAAGUCUCAAGUGGUGGAUUUCGAAUGGCAAAAUGUAAUGAAAACAUUCUGUGCUGCAACUCAAUUUGUGUCUGUGAUAUUAAACAAAGAAGAAAGAAGAUGAGAUGGAGAUAAUUAGCGAUUUCCAACUUUGUUUUAUGAUUUUAUCAGUGUUUUUAUUCCAUUUUUAUGCUCUUCCACGCGGUCGUCGCAUCUCUUUAUUUUGUGAUUGUGAGCUCAGUUUUUCUAUCAGACAAUUAUACAAAAUUUAAGCCGUAAUAUUUCAAAUAAUUUUACUUUGGGCAUUCCUGCUUUUUACAAUUAUUCAAAAAGGCAAUGUUUUCUAUUGUAUAUUUGUUUUUAAAAUAUUUUACUGUCUGGAAGUUUGCUUACAAAGCAGUUGAACAAGCAUAAUAUAAUGUAUUUAAAUGUUUUAUUGUAAAAAUGAAAAAUUAGAAUGUAAUAUCGAAAGUACUGCAUCUAAUAAAACGGAUCAAGAAAAAUUACUGUACAUAUGCAUAUUA
Molecule: messenger RNA, 3432 nt
Organism: Cloeon dipterum
Lineage: Eukaryota; Metazoa; Arthropoda; Insecta; Ephemeroptera; Baetidae
Exons: 6
Coding region: 113-1045 (310 amino acids)
Source: RefSeq, a predicted model, not a curated record